Danaus chrysippus (African queen) is the source of this 1275-nucleotide messenger RNA. Lineage: Eukaryota; Metazoa; Arthropoda; Insecta; Lepidoptera; Nymphalidae. The record is from the annotation of a GenBank genome assembly.
AUGAAAUCAACAGUUCUAGUGUUAUUAUUUCUUAAUUUGUUCUUUCACACACAAGGUUUACUUCCUCCUAAAUUUCAAUGGAAAACUAUAGACUUUGCAUGGGAAGGUAACAGACGGGAAGCGGCUUUGGCUUCAGGCGAUUAUAUUCCUGAAAAUAAUAUGCCUGCUGGAAUAGCUAGAUGGAGAGAUAAAGUUUUCAUAACAAUUCCCAGAUGGAAAAAAGGAGUUCCAUCCUCUUUAAAUUAUGUUUAUUUAAACGGAAGUCAAUCGCAGCCGUUAAAUCCAUACCCAAGCUGGAAUGACGGGUUUGUAUCGGAGAAGUCUCAUAAAGUUACAACGAAUAGUACAGUGGUGUCUGCGUUCAGAAUUUAUAUCGAUAAGUGUGAUCGGCUGUGGGCUGUGGACAAUGGUGUCGCUGAUAUGUCAAGAGAAUUACGACAAAUAACAGAGCCGGCCAUAGUGAUAUUUGAUUUAAGGAAGAACGUCUUAAUACACCGUUACGUCAUUGAUGAUGAGGUUUUGAGAGACUCUACGGUGUUGACUAGUAUUGUGGUAGAUGUAGCCGGUAAGGGUUGCGAGGAUACUUUCGCGUACAUCCCUGAUAUGGGAUCCAACGCUCUCCUGGUGUAUAGCCUGAGGUUGAAGGAUGUAUGGAGGAUAGAGAACCACUUCUUCCACUUCGAUCCUCACGAGGGCGUUUAUAGGGUUGGCGGUGUAGACUUUUAUUGGAGCGAUGGGAUAUCAUCAGCUGUUGUGAUCCCGGCUAAGAAAGGCUCCGGAGCCCCCUACCUGUACUUCCACCCUACGUCCAGUAGAAAGCUGUUCCGCAUGUCGACUAAACUAUUGAGAGACAGGAAUGUUCCCUUGGAGAAUAUAUUCGCUGGUGUUGAAAUCGUGGGUGACAGAGGUGAGAAGUCCCAGGCUACAGCGAUAGACUUUGAUCAUAACAACAAUGUAUUAUUCUCCACUCAGUUGAGUAAAAAUGGCGUGAGUUGUUGGAAUGUCGACCAGCCUCUGACUCCGGAGAAGGUUCCACUCAUCAUCAGCGACUGCACCGUACUGGAGUUCCCCAACGAUAUUAAGGUGGAUCACGACAGUAACUUAUGGAUCCUAAGCAACAGACAGUCCCGCUUCUUGUACGAGUCUAUGGACUUCGAGCAAAUCAACUUCCGAGUACUGACGGCCCCGACCACAACCAUCAUACAGGGAACCGCUUGCGAGAAGAUCUCCUCACUAGAUAGGGUUCUAAGCUUCAUUAAGAAGAAGGACAAAUGA